Pocillopora verrucosa is the source of this 1089-nucleotide messenger RNA. Lineage: Eukaryota; Metazoa; Cnidaria; Anthozoa; Scleractinia; Pocilloporidae. The record is from RefSeq and is a predicted model, not a curated record.
ACUAUGGGUCAUCAAAUUUUCUUUUUCUUUGUGACUUUUAUUACUCGAGUGGCGUUCAGCUCAGGCGCUGAGCUUCAGGUUACAGUAAAAGUUUACGAGAGAUUCUUACUGGCAUGCCCUUCAUUCAGCUAUCGAGGAAGUGUGCGAGAAAUCAAGUGGUAUCGCUGCUCUCCCAGGAACAAUGAUUGCGACACAGACUGGAGGGAUUUCCAGAUAGCGUAUGUCGACAGUAUGAAUGAAACAAAAGCCGAUAUACCAAACUUUGACGUUUACACAAAUGGAACCUUAGUUAUUAAGAUGGUACAACCCACGGAUGAUGGAGUAAUGUUUAUCUGUUCCGCCGAAGAGUAUUAUGUAGGGAGAAUACAGAACACCACGAUCCUCAAUAUUGCCCAAGACCCCCCAAAAUUAAUACCAGAGUGUCCUCGAUCGAUUCAUGUCAUUAAAGGAAUGAAUCUUCAUAUGGAUGCGCUAGUACAGAGCUAUCCUUACCCCUGGGUAACUUGGAGCCAUAAUGGGAGACUCUUACAGAAUACAUCAAAUGUCGCUUCAGAAACAAGGCUUAAAAUUUGCAACGUCACUGCAAAUCAAGAUGGACGUUACUCCUGUUACGCCGAGAAUAUUUUUGGACAUGAUAUCUUCACCGUAGACGUUAAGGUUCAAGAGGAAAACUGCACACCUACUCAGACGCUUCCGUGUGGAAUUAAGAAGGUGACGACGAGCCCAGCAUUAGAGACCCAAAGACCCUCGACUUCACCUCCCCCAAAGACCCCAAGACCCUUAGCUUCACCUCCCCUAAAGACCCAAAGACCCACAGCUUCAUCUUCCCAGAAGACCCAAAAACCCUCAGCUUCACCUCCCCUAAGAAAGGAAGAUGGGAAAGUCCUCAACUGGUUAACCUUGAUUUUUGUUGUAUUGCUGGUAAUUGCUCAUGGAUUCACUAUUGGUCUGCUUUAUUUUCUGCUUUCGAAAAUCAAGAGCAUCCAAGAUCGUGUCAAUGGAUUCGAAAGUCCUGUUUCGCUUAGAAAUUUCGGUGGCGAUGAAGAUGUCCUAGAACCAAAUGGAGGGGACGAACAGGGAAAACGUUAG